AGCUGUUUCCGUCAACACCGGAAGUCUCCGAUGUAACAUGGAUAAGUGUGGAAAAAGGUUAAUUUGAAAUAUUGUAAAUCGAACCUGAACGACGAUGUGAGAUUUUACAAAAAAAUGUAGGAGAUAAAUGUUGCUUUAACUGUUGUGCAAUUUCAAAUUUUCUCAACAUGAGGGAGAGAAGCAUUGCUUUUAGGAUAUUUCUGUUACAUGUUAUCAGGCUUGGGUUUUGUCAGGUGAACAUGACAACAACAAUACCAACAAUGUCUUUAUCAGACGUGACGUCAUCAUCUCCAGCAGAUUCCUCUACGUCUACCUAUUCUUCACAGACCCCUGACGGUAAUUCAACGCAGGGCUAUAACUCGACUUCUUCCAUGGGACUUCCUUAUACAGUGAAUGUAACUACUCUAGAAGCAAAUGAUAUGACGUCAUCAACAGUUGCAACGACGCAGACUACGAACUUGUCGACAUCGCUACCAACAGGAGAAAUGAGUGUUGGAGCCUCAGAGUCUUUAACUUCAGGGAAAACAGUGGUUACAACACACACAUCUAACACUCUGAUGACGUCAACAUCGGCGUCACCAACAGACGCUGGCAGUGUAAAACCCACACAGACGGAGGUAGUCAGAGUUAGAACACCACUAUUCACUGUUCUAAUGACAAAAUUAUCAACAACAGAUGUUUUUCUCUCCACUGAUCUCAUGACGUCAGAGAAAAGUAUCGUAAUGAUGACCUCACAAAAAAUGAUGAAACACUCUACAAUAAAAAGGGCAACAAUUCUGCCCUCCUCUGAUUCUUAUACCACUAUGAAAGCGAUUGAUGACGUCAUCGCUCCACAUCAAAACGCUACUGCUACAAUCAUCGUAUCCAUAGUGGCUGUUGUUUUCUUCGUCGCUGUUUUAGCAAUUGCUCUGAUCUGCGUGUGUAGAAGACGAAACAAGAAAAACAAAUCCAGGACAUUAAUGGCUAACCAACCCCCGACCUUCCACGCCUCUCACCGGGCACUGGAUUUUGAAAAUUUGAACGACGCCUCGUCUCCCGGGGAAUUCCUGAUGGACAAGGCCAUCAUUGACCUAGAAUCUUCUCCCAACACGGACAAUAACGCCAUGCAGGCUUUAGCUCUAUUGGAUAACGCCACAGAAGAGUUCGGGUCAAAAGAAAUAAUCACUUUUAAGACUGGUUCACACGAAGAACUUGGCGAAAAAAAUGGGAAUGUUCCGAAUAAGUCAGAGCACGCCUCUGACUCAGACUCAGAGGAGGGGAAUUCCGAGCCCGAUGAAAAAGAUGAAAAAGAUGAAAAAGAUAGAGCAGACGAGAAGGAAAACAAGGAAAGUUCGGAUACUAAAAUUGAAGACAGCGUCCUAAAUAAAGAAAAUACUAAUGGAGAAAAAAUGGAGAAAGAAUUAGUCGUGGGUACGGAGACAAAACUUGAGGAGAGCGAACCGACAACGAUGGAAUCGAACUCCGAGCCAAAGGAUAUGGAAAUCAGCGGUAAAGAGGAAAGUGAUAACAAACCAAUACCUGGUUCUGAAAAUAAAACUGAUGGCAUUACGCCAGUGUCUGAACUUUGACCUUUUUAUUGCCCAUUUUUUGAACUAUGCACAAAGCAUAGUUAUUGUUGUCGUGUCGGUGUACAAAUCGCGUAGCAAGCGAGAUUUGUGAUGGAUAUCAUAUAAAGUUUUGUUUGUUAUAAUAAAAACAGUUUACACGCUGAACUUCCCGACAAAAUCUUGGUUUACCUCAAGUGUGUAAUCCGGUGACAGGGUCGCACGAAUCGGAACAAUACAGCAAGGAGUGAAUGUUUGUAAUGCAUAAAAAUGGAGAUUUACAUCAGCUUAAUUUAUUUUUGUUCAUAAACAUUGAUUUUUUUUUUUUUUACAAGUUUUAAGGCUUAUGUUUUUUUUAUCAAUUCUUAUCUUGUUGCUUUAUUUUUUGCAUCAUGUUUUGUUUUUGUCUUUAUUUAUUUUGAAUCGUACACGUCCUGCUAACAUACAUGUUACAAUAAGGGAUCGUUUAGAAUAUCUUGUUUGUUCAGUUUUUUUAAAUU
Messenger RNA from Magallana angulata, 2044 nucleotides. RefSeq lists its product as uncharacterized. Bases 168 to 1568 code for a protein of 466 amino acids. The transcript has 4 exons. Lineage: Eukaryota; Metazoa; Mollusca; Bivalvia; Ostreida; Ostreidae. The record is from RefSeq and is a predicted model, not a curated record.